Molecule: messenger RNA, 2937 nt
Organism: Cavenderia fasciculata
Lineage: Eukaryota; Evosea; Eumycetozoa; Acytosteliales; Cavenderiaceae
Exons: 3
Coding region: 1-2937 (978 amino acids)
Source: RefSeq, a predicted model, not a curated record
AUGGCAAGAACUAGAUGUGGAGGAUGUUGUAGGCGUAGAUACAAUAGAAUCGUUCAAAUUAAACCUAAAACAAUACCAAAUACUCAACUAAAAGGAUGUGAUGAUAGCAAGUGCAAUCAAUCAAACAAAGAACAUCACGAUAGAGUCAUUAAAAGUGUAUUAUGUAAUUUAGUGUUAUUCAGAAAGAUUAUAUCAGUGUCUAGAGAGAAAGAUGUAGAGAUAUACAAGAUUAAUCAACUACCAAACUCAAUCGAAUGGUAUCUCAGUUGUGGGCACAUCAAUCUAUUAAAAGAAAGAAUUGAAAGAGAAGAAAAAGAAUUACAUCAAUUCAUUAUCAAUCAACAACAACAAGAACAACAAGAACAACAAAUAACUGAUAAUAAUGAUAUUGAUAUUGAUAAUAAUAAUAAUAAUAAUACUUCAUCCUCUUCUUCUACAUUAUCUUUACCAUUAAAUUCAUUUAUAAUUAAAAAAGAUUAUUUACUUGAACAUCAUUUACGAUGGAGUUAUGAUGCAACCGAAGAAAUAUGUUCAUUUGGUGGUCAUGAUGAAAGACACUUGAAAUUAUUCCUUUACUUGUUUGAAAAGAAACCUGAAUGGUUUAAUCAUUCAUCGUGUGCAAAGAUGGCAGCAAGUAGAGGUAAUUUGGAGAUGUUCAAGGUAUUGGUUGGUAAUACUUUUCCUGUCAAGAUGACCUUUGACAUGGAUGAAUGUAUUCAAGCUGCCCUACAAGGAUCGUGUUAUGACAUGGCAUUGUAUUUAUUGCAAAAGAAUAGUUACAAGUUUAAAACGGUCAAUCAGUUCCAAGCCACCAUUGACCAUCGUACCCGUGCCAGUUUCUCGAGAAUCGCUCGUCUCUUUGUCGAUAUUUGCAACAAGAGCCGUGGUAGUGUAAUGAGCAAGCUCUAUUCCAACUUUUUCAGUGCCCUCUUGCAAGCACAAGAUAUCGAGUUGGUGAAAUACGCAAGCGGUCACUACGAGUUUAAUGCAACACAAUUUUCAAACUGGAUCCAUGGCUACCUCGUCUCUGGUGCACCAAAAGGAAUGAAUCUCGACCACCAAAUCGACUUUAUCAAACAAGUGUUGAAGCUUAUCAUCAAGCCAGAGAGAUACGAGCAACUGAUCAACUUGGCCAACCAAUCCAUCGACAAGUUUGUCAUUGACGAGGAAUUGGAUUGUGUAUUAAAAAAGGUUAAACCAUCGCCAUCACCACCACUCAACAAAUCAGACGAUGAUGAAAUCGCAUCAAUGGACGAUGAAAUGGAACAAGAGGACGGUGGACAUUACUUGAAUAGUCUUACACAACUAUCAACCAAGCAAUCUCGUUGGUUUAUGUUUAUGUAUAAUAUGUAUUACAAUCGUGAAGCUGCAAGCGAAGGAAACAAAGAGUCGGAUCUACCUCACAUAUUCAAAGUACGUGUGAGGGAGGAUAAAAAGGUCGAGUUUGUUCAAAUGGUAUUCAAACAGUUUGGUUGGCCGACUAUCAUGAACUAUGGUACAUUGGAGUAUGUCAAGUUGGCACAUUCGUUGGGUUUGGUUACCAACGACCACGUUUACGAACCGUACGGUGAACGUGAUGCAGACGAGUCAAUGGCCAUCUUGCAGUACCUCUACGACAACAACAUUAAACAAUUUGGUCAUCAGACACUACAGGCAUGUGAAAAGGACAAUGACAACAUUUUUACCUUCCUCUUUCAAAACGACCCAGAAUUGUUUGGUGAGAAUUCCAAUCAUUCAGUUCUCGAGUAUAUCACUCGUUACAGUCACUACCAUCUAAUCCACAUGCUCACCAUCCCACCUCCCCAACAACCUGAACAACCACCAGAACAACAACCAGAACAACAACAACAACUCAUUAAAAGUCGUCGUCCAGGACAUUAUUAUAUUAAAGAUGGCAGGGGUAUAAAGUCACAUGCUCUAGAUGUGAUGAUCAAACUGUCAAGUGUAUGUUACUAUUAUGACGCUAGUAUUGGAGAGGAGAGUUUCUUGUUGAUGCAACAGUUUUACAAUGACUGUGAAGCCAGUGACACUAAUAGUCGUUACGCGUCAGUCUACCAAGACCAGUUGCAAAUCGCCACCCGUGAGAACCAACUCCACAUUGUCGACUGGCUACUCAACAAAUGCACCAAGUUCCGUCCAGUCGCCUACACACUGUCCUGUAUUCUAUCAAAGUCGUACAAAGAGUCAUUCAAACCACUCUACCGAUUAAUUAAACAAUUUAUUAUUAAUCAACAACCAAAGUCAAUCUAUACAUCUAUGGAUAUUGACGAUGACAACAGUGGAAAGAAGAAAAAGAGAUCCAAUCCAUUACAAUUUAAUGCAUCUACAUGGAUUGAUAUUGCAACCAAAGGUGACAUUAAAUUAUUUGAUCGAUUUAUGGCUAAACACAAACCAUUGGAUAGUUUUGGUGCACUCAUCAUUACGGCCACCGUCAACAACCAUCUACCAUUUAUUCAACACCUCUACAACCAGUACCCACAAUUGGUCAAGAUCAGUCCACAGAAUAUGUUGUCGGCCGUUGCCAACAAUUCGCCAACCAUUCUCAAAUACUUUUUGGAUUUGGCACACCAAGAGGCUACUGUACAAGCCAAACAUGGGUUCUUUCCAGUUGAACAAACCAAAGAAACAUGUAUGUCGGUAGUCCUUCAAAAGUGCAUUUCGAGUGGUAGUUUGUCUUGUUUUAAAAUGAUUUUGGAUCUAGAGUAUUUUGAUGCACCCAAGGCUCUUACCCCAGCACUAUUGACACACCUCGCGCCCAAAGCAGCUAAAAGUUUGCCAAUUGCCAAUUAUCUGGUUUGUCAUGGUCACAUUACUGCCUGUAAACAAGUCUCUCCUUCUCUUCCUUGCCUCAAACAAUUAUUGGAUAAGAAAAGAAAAGAUGCAACGGCCGAAAAAAAGAAAUCAAAGGAACCAUCUAAAAAAAAAUUAAAUUAUUAA